Messenger RNA from Exophiala mesophila, 2145 nucleotides. RefSeq lists its product as uncharacterized. NCBI's taxonomy places the organism in Eukaryota, Fungi, Ascomycota, Eurotiomycetes, Chaetothyriales, Herpotrichiellaceae. Gene Ontology annotation, biological process: mRNA splicing, via spliceosome. The transcript has 2 exons. Gene Ontology annotation, cellular component: precatalytic spliceosome. The record is from RefSeq and is a predicted model, not a curated record. The coding region runs from base 167 to 1033 and encodes 288 amino acids. Gene Ontology annotation, molecular function: zinc ion binding; RNA binding.
UGCAGGCCGAGGGGCGUCGUCACAUGCGUGUGUGCGCUCUUUUUUUGCAUCCCCUCUAUGCGUCGUUCUCCUCCAACCAACUCCCUCUCCAACGACCAUGCAUUGUCAUUAUGGCAACGCUCCUACGUCAACCUCACCUUAAUCCAGCACCGAGUUGAACCUCGCCAUGUCCGAGUAUUGGAAGUCUACGCCCAAAUACUGGUGCAAACAUUGCAGCACCUACGUGAAAGACACCCCUCUCGAACGCAAGCAACACGAAGCCACCGGAAAGCAUCAGGGCAACCUUAGACGAUUUCUUCGAGACAUCCAAAAUAAUCAUGAACGAGGCGAGCGCGACAAGGAGAGGGCCAAGGCAGAAGUCGAGCGUCUGAAAGGCUCUCAAAAUGCAUCAACAACCAAGACUCCAUCCGUGCCUGCUACACAGCGCCAAUCCACUUCUGGGCCACUCUCAGCCGCCGAUCAGAAGCGACAAUGGUCUCAACUUGCAGAGAUGGGAAUUCAGGUUCCUGAACAAUUCCGCAGCGAAAUGGCUAUUCCUGGAGACUGGAGUUCCUUGCCCACUUCCUCUUCACAAGACCUCCCUCCAGAGGAUCCGUUGAGCAUUGGCGUGAGGAAGAGAAAAGCCACGGACGAGGAAGAAGAGGAGGAGCUCAUACACCAAGCCCCGAUCAGUCGCGGUUGGGGUAAUACCACCAAGGUGUUUCCAGGACAAGACUCCUCAGAUCUAAGCAGUCUUUUAUCUGGCACCGUCGCUCUCAGCAAGAAGUCAAUCAAAGCAAAGGGCGAAGCCACUACACAGGAGGGAAAACCUUCGAUUCCAGCCAAAUACAAGCUAGAACCAGACUCAGAAGACGUUAAAUCGUCUGAAGCAGGCUCUCUCUCUAAACAAGUCGGCGAGGGCCUGGAACAUUCUCUAAGCACCAAGCCCAUCAUCAAGACGGAGGAAAAUCCAGUGAAUGACUCGAGUCAGCUGGACCAGACACCUGCUGAGAUACAGGUGCCGGUUUUCAAGAAACGCAAGCCCAAAGGAUGAUUCUGGCGACUGCUAUGAAGAACACCUGAUUGUUAGCCAUGCACAGCCUCAGCAUGGCCAUUCCAGCCCAAGCUGCACUCUGCCGAAAGAACUUGUCAACCAACCAGAUAGAGCGAAAUGGCUCCUUUAGCAACAGAACUUGAAUUGGCUAAUCUUGGACGAGAUUGUAGAUAAUCUGCGAGUGUGCGACUAUCGAAUCGAGAUACCGACAGAAGGACCGAACUCGUCACACUUGAGCGUCUAUUGACGUGAUCCCAACGAGAUCGAUGUUGUACAACAUGACAAUCUUCGUGGAACCCAAGCAUGAUGGGGUUGUGUACAAGUAGGUGAGAGUGUGACCAAAAUGGCGUUCUACUCAGUUGCAUUGGGAUCAAGCCAAGGCCCCUGAGGCUCUAAACAGCAUGCAUCCUGGCGCUAGUCGUUGUAUGCAAGAGAUACAUUAUAGGCGCCGACCAGGUUCCCGUGAUCAGAUAUGUAAUGAAGCCCCCCUUGUACGAGUAUGCAGGGCUCUCCUUUUGGGUUGAGCACAGGGAAUGCAUUAUCUGAAUACGGACGCACAGGCAAUUUGCUGCAAUUUUUGGCACCGCAAAUGUAGAUUGAGAGGCAAUCCCACGUGUGGGUAGAAACUGGCGAGAUCUCUAUUAGGGAACAUUCCCAGACCCCCUGACAAGGGAGCCUGGAAGUAUGGCACUGGUAGGCAUCAAUUAUUAGACAUGGUUGAAGAAUCGAGUUAGCACUGAGGAAGUUGCCGACAACGAUCACCUCAGGAGUAUCCGGCUAUUCCACGGGCACGGGUCCAGAUUACAUAUGUUGCGAGCCUUUACGAUUCGGGAGUCGAGAUGUGCACGAUGGGCUGCCGAACGGGCUUGCCGGGCGUUUGGAGCAUGGAUGGAGACGGGCGGCCCUGGUAAUAUCCUUGUAAGUGGGCAGUGGUACAGACUAUGAGAAGCGUACGAGUACGCAUAUCGUACAGUCGAAGCCUGGAAGCGGACACCCUUGCUUGAUGGUGGUUUUGGGUGAGCCAUGAGCCUAGCGCUCGGAGAAUUGUCCAGCUUGGACCAGCUUAGACCCCUGCCGAUCGCCGCGGAUCCUGGUCAUUAAGGUAUUAUUGG